Alligator mississippiensis (American alligator) is the source of this 9528-nucleotide messenger RNA. RefSeq names its product fibrinogen like 1 (gene FGL1). The record is from RefSeq and is a predicted model, not a curated record. Bases 1213 to 2154 code for a protein of 313 amino acids. The transcript has 13 exons. Gene Ontology annotation, biological process: regulation of immune response; negative regulation of T cell activation. Lineage: Eukaryota; Metazoa; Chordata; Crocodylia; Alligatoridae.
UGUACAGUCUCAUUGUUAUCUGAACUUUUCAUUUUGCUGGCAUUUGCAGUAUCAGCUGGCCUUGUUUCUUGCAAGCAGCUUAUGGCCUUGAGUUUGCUUGCAUGGUGUUUCUUUCCUUUUUCUAUCACUGUGAAAAGUUUUUCUAACACAACAUAGUAAUAGUUUUGUUACUAGCUCAAAUGAACUGAAUUUGGCACUAACCAGCUGAAUCAGAGGGAUAAAAUGAUUGGAUAUGUUAAUGAAAAGGUAAUAAAGGAGACCAGUGGACAAUGCUUAAAGUAAGACACCAGCAAAAGGCCAAAUUAAGAAGUGUGCUCGUAAUGGGGAUGUUGAAUAAAGGAAUAUGCUGACAGGAUAAAAUAUGAAAAAUAUGCUGACUGCAGAAAGACCAAUCCUAAAAAAAGGAGUCAUCAAAGGAGUCAAGUUAAAGAAAAGCAUAAAAGGGGAAAGCAAGAAAGUUAAGUGUUGUUUUCAUCAUCAUUUCCAUCAUGAAUCCAGCUUUCAACACCUGUCUGGAUCAUCCCAGCCAAUGAUGCACCCUUUGCUUCGGGAACUGAGUGGCCAUCUUUUCUGUAAGGCAAAGUAACAUCUGGGAUUGGGAUCCUCAUUGCCUGGCAGCCGGCCAUCUCUCCGAGGUGUCCACUCAGUUCCUUUGGCUGCCCCCAUAGCAAGUGUGGAAAAGAAAUGGAACAAGUGAAAAACAUCAGCUGGCGGCUGAAGAAUGCAGACAGGUAAAAGACCAAACGAAAAGAAUCCAUCCCAGAACAGCAAGAGAACAACAUCAAUCAACCUUCAAGGAAGAACACAGUGACUACACAGCAAAAGCCCAGAGACUGGGUGAAUUGUCAAGGCUAUAAAAGAUGGGCUGCCAGAACACAGAUACACCUCAAGCUUUUGUCACAGAGGGAGAAAAAAAUGAAUAGAGAAUGAUACCAUGGACAGAAGAUGAAAAUGUUGCAGUUUAGUUACAGCCCUGAUAACUGCAACUCCUUGGAAACAUUCCUACCCACUGAGUCACAGCAGACGUAACCCUCAACGCUCCAGAAUUUAAUAGCAAAAACAAUCUUGCUCUGGGAAGACUGGAAUUCUUUGCAUCAGCUAAGACGAUUUAACAACUGUCAAUUCUGCCCAGAGAGUAAAGGAAUGAAAUAGUAGAGCUUCUCAAGAGCUGGCCAUAAGCUGUAAAACAAUUACAUCUAAAGUUUCCUCAGAAUGAAGAUACUGGUGUUGUUUACUUUUAUCCUUGUGAAUGGGUUGAUUAUGGGCAUUGACACUUCGACUCUACAGAGUUGUUUGCAAGAGCAGCUGAGGCUCCAGGCUCAGGUGAGACUUCUGGAACAUCGUGUAAAGCAGCAGCAGGUAAAAAUUGUGCAGCUCUUACAGGAGAGGGAGAUUCAAUACAGUGAUAGGGGAGAUGAAAACAGCGUCAUUGACCUGGGAGAAAAAAGACAGUAUGCAGAUUGUGCUGAGAUUUACAAUGAUGGAUAUAAGCAAAGUGGAUUUUACAAGAUGAAACCUCUUCAGAGUCCUAGUGAAUUCCUUGCCUACUGUGACAUGUCAGAAGGUGGAGGCUGGACUGUUUUUCAGAGACGUUCUGACGGCAGCCAGAACUUUGAUAGAGUAUGGGCUGACUAUGAACAAGGUUUUGGAAAUUUUGUCUUGAGAAAUGGUGAAUACUGGCUUGGAAAUAAAAAUCUUCACUAUCUGACCAGUCAAGGAAACUAUACUUUAAGAAUCAAUCUAAUUGAUUUUGAAGAAGAACAGCGCUUUGCACAGUAUACAAACUUCAGAGUUGCAGAUGGAGAGAGUUCAUACUGGAUGACUUGUGGUGAAUACUCAGGCACAGCUGGAGACUCCUUUACUGGGGGGUUUCACCCUGAAGUGAAAUGGUGGGCUGAUCACCGAGGAAUGAAAUUCAGUACACGAGACAGAGAUAAUGACAACUAUGAAGGGAACUGCGCUGAAGAGGAUAAAUCUGGCUGGUGGUUUAACAGGUGUCACUCUGCCAACUUGAAUGGUGUGUACUACAAAGGACCUUAUACCGCAAAAACAGACAAUGGAAUUGUUUGGUACACAUGGCGUGGGUGGUGGUAUUCUCUGAAAUCUGUUGUCAUGAAGGUCAGACCAGCCGACUUUGAGCCCAAUGUUGUUUAAGUAUUUAGUUAAGGUGAUUUAUCCAGUUAAUCUUUUAACAAAUUAAGUCAACAGGCAGUUUUUUUUCUGAUUUAAAUCUGAGGUAAUUUCAUCCAAAUCAGUGUUAUUUAGAUGCAAAUGAGAGCAGAAUCUGGCCGUAAGUCGGCAGAUACAAAGACUUGUAUUAAUAAACAUAUGGGAUUUUUAAAAAGGCAGGGCAAACGUUCAUCCAGGGUUCAUGGCAGCUUCCAUUGAUGUAGAAUCUGAAAGGUGGCAACAACUUCAUCUCCCAAGAGGCACAAUGAGGCCACAACAUCAGGAGUGCUCAGGGAGGAGACAUAUUCCUAUGACUUGCUAGUGAGGAUGGUGUUGGAAAACACUGUAGGAUUCAAAACUGCGCACAAUGGCAGAACUGCUGAUGGAUGGCAGGAGUGGAACCACCACCUACCUGCACAUCCUGAGAAGAUGAGAGAUCAGGCUGGUACCAGAUGUCCAGCUCGUAUUUUCUUAUGCCAGUAGGAAUGCCAAUGGGGGUGGGCAGGGUGAUUUGGCACAUGCUCUUUAGGAUUUUUUCACUUGAGAAUGAUUUUUAAUUACCUAAAUCUUUGCACAACAGGUAGAUGUUGCAACAUAGAUCAACUGUAUUGUUUUAAAAAUCAAAGUAUGAAUAUUAUAUACAAAGAUCUGUGUUAACCUUAAGACUAUAUACAGACAUGUGGGGAGGUUAGAUCUCAUUAAAAAUGGCCACCCAAUCUAAAUGAGUUUGCCCAGGUGAGGACCUUACACUUUGAUCCCUACUUAGGUUGAUCUAAGUGCAAACUGCACAGAAAUUCCAAACAGAUCAGUCUAAAAAUGGCCCACUGGAUCUAAGUUAAGCGUACAUUCAAGAUAGUCUAACUUAGAUCGGAUCCAGCAAGACCGAUCUAACUGAACCUCUCUACAGUUCCCAGUGCAGCCCUAGGGCUGCAAAAGCCCAGCUGCUGGCCCCAGCCCUGGGGCUGCCCUUUCCCUACCUGUCCCCCCGGCACUAGGUUAUUUUUAGCUCUCCUGAUGCCUCCCCUCACCCCCAGAUGGCCAGGUCCCCCCACCAUUGGACCAGCCAACAGCCCCCAGCCCAGCCCAGCAACCUCCCAUGCCAAUUGAAGUAAGUCUGGGGGGUGAGAGGAAGGGGUGGAUGGGAUGGGUGUGGCUGGUUUAGUAGAGGGGGGUUGUUUGGAGGUGAGGGGAGUUGGGGCGCUAAAAAUUUCCCCUGUUCUGGGAGCGUGACGGCAAGAGCUCUCCCAUCCUCCCAGGUCUCCCUGCAGACCCUGCAAACCCCCUGAUCCCACCAACCCCUCACAGUGCCUCCCACAGACCACACUUGCCCCCCCCCCGUUUCCCCCAAUCCCUCCUACAGACCCUGCUUGCCCCUCCCCAUCCCCCUGUGGACCCCACUUACUCUCCCAAGCCCCCUUGUGGAUGCUAUCUGCCCCCCUCAGUCUCCCCCCAAAGCCUGCUUGCCCCCCUGCUAGCCCUCCAUGCCAUCUUACCUUAGAUUAGGUGGCUAUUUUUAAUUUUGUCUAACUUCCUCUUCACCUCCCCGAAUGUCUGUACAUAGCCUAAAACUGCCUCAUUCAGAGUACCAAAUGGAUCUGCUCUGGGAAUGAGCCAUGGCUUUGCAGAAUGGAAUUGUGUGAAAACCCCUGACGUAUUUGUUGAGGGUGCUGGGAGAAAGAGUAACGAAUACAGCAAAGGACUACAGAACAAAAAAGGAUGAUCUCAGGGUUGUGGCAGUUGAAUGUCACCAUAAAGAACUGGAUACUGCUCCUCUCUGCCACAGUGUUACUAGGUGGUGCUGGGAAAGUCACUUAAACCAAACUUUUCAGAGUUGAUCAUUAGGGCAGUGAUUCUCAACCAGGGUGCCACAGCACCCUGGGGCACUUUGAGAUAAUUUCAAGGGCGUUGUGUUUCCACUGUUAUGUAUGCAAACAUGAUUCAAAAGAUAAACCCAGAGAUUUCAAAUAGGAAUUCACAGUGUUAAAACCAUUCUGCCCUGUCUUUCUAAAUGCUUUGCAACAGAAGAACUGUGCUAUUAUUUUUCUGUAGUCAAGAAAUGAGUGUAAACUAAGAUCUGACAUUUUCUGAGGGAUACCUUGAGAAUCAAGGGAUUCCAUGAGAAUAAAAAGAUUGAGAACCAUUCUAUUAGGGCCUGGUCUAUACUACAAAGUUUUAGCAGCCUAGCCAAAUUGCUAAAAACUGUGAAAAGAUCAUACUUUCUACCUGGCAAAGUUAUCCUAGUAAAACACCUAGUAUAAAUGAACCUAAACUGUUAGAAAAUGGGUUUGAUGGCUUAGCUACACCAGAAAAAAGUCUAGUACAGGGGUAGGUAGGCAACCCCUGGCACACCAACAUCUUACAAGUUGAGGCUGCAGGUGUUUGGCACUCUGCCCAAAAACGUUGCUGGCCCUUGAUCUAGUAUACCUAUGGCAGCUGAGAACUGGUAGUAUAGACAAGCUAUAACGAUGUGUUCCUCAUGUUUGAAUAUUUGACAAGGCUCUGAUCUGAUUUGCAGAUAUGGGAAGCACUCACAACUGCAACUGAAGUUGGUGAGAUCUGUACUUUGAACAUAAUAAGGCAUUCCAAAAAGACACUGAAAGAAAAGGGCCACUGGUGUCCAAGAUCAGGCACCUAGAAUUAGUAGGCACCAUGUGCACAGCAUAAAGUGGGAAGCUUGUGUGAAAAACUGGUAUAUGAAUAUGUAAUUAAGAACUACAUCAUAAUGCACAUAAACAAGGGAGAGCAAAGCAAAACAUGGGAACACUUAAUUUUGGUAUUCUGUAACUUUUGAAUGCUUGAAUGCCAUCCUGCUUAUUCUUUUUCUCAUUUUUUGUAUACUUUUCUUUUUUUCUUAAACAGAAGCAGGCAAAAAUAGAAACUCCAUCAUGAAACAGUGAAAACCACAUGGUUUAUUGGAACCUUUAGAGAGCUAUAGCACAAAUUCUUCUACUUCAGCUAAUGGAGUAAAUGGUGGUGGUAGAAUUCAUUUUGUAGACUGGUCACCAGAGAGGUGUGGCCCUGGGUUUUACAGGCAGCAGAAGAACAAUGGGACUCAGGAAUUCUGGGUUCUAUCCCAGAUGCUAGAGAAUGAUGUACUGGUAAUAGCAUUCCCAUAUCCUAGUACCCUUAUUCUUUUUUGCAUGCCUCUGAUGAAGAUAUCUCUCUCCUCUCUUUUUUGUCUCCUCACCUAAUCUGUUUCAAGAUACAUCCUUCAUGGUUGCUCCUAAUCUAAUGACCUGUCCCCAGUUAUUCUCAGGCAUUUCCUCUGAGUCCCGAUCUUUUGGUCUUAAUUCCCAUUAUAGUCCUUCAUACUCCUCAUCCCUCUUCUACUAUCCUCUCCCCCUCUUUAUCCCAACUUUCCUGCUCAGCUAGCCCUAAUCUUUCUGUAUCCUGCCCCCUCACAGGUUCUGCAUCCAAUCUUAAAUUUCAAACUACUGUCAGCUUCCUAUCAGAAUCUUUUUGUUGAGUCCUAGUCUUUUCUUUUGAUAUAAUUCCACCUUUGCCUUCCUCUUCCCUCACUCUAGUCUGGUUGCUCUUUCUUCUGCAGUUGAAUUACACAGUCUUCCCACCAGUACUUGUCUCCCAGUCAGGGGAGAAGUGAAAGCAUGAGGUAGUGUUUUCCUGUUCUCAGUUUUGGUGGCAGCUACCACAGCAGACUGCAGUAUCCAGAAACAGUGCAGGAAAUAUCCUGUUUAGUCAAGAGACAGAGCUCAGGGAAGACAGAAUCUCUGGAAAUUUACCAAAUCUCAUAAAUUUCUACUGAGCACGUACAAACUGACAUUGUUCCCAGAUUUGUAACUUGUCCACGUUUCAGACUGAUUUCCACAGGAAUAGCAAAACACAAAUCUGUGACCCAUGUGACACGUUCCUGUUUCAGAGCACAGAGGUGCUACAGCUUACUAAAUGAGUUGUAAGACUUAAAAAAGAAACAAAUAGGGGGGAAAACAAAAUGUUUUGCCCUGAUCUUGUUUAGGAAGGGGCCAAACAGUUUUUGUUGGAGUUACCCCCAUAAAAUCUUCAACCCAAAACACAAGCCAGAAAGGAAAAUGUCACCCCAAACAGUUAGAAUUAGGCAAAUUGUAACCAACACUUUUUUUUAUGAAGAAGUGUCAGGCAGCAUUAACUAUAAGCAAUGCUACCAGCUCUGCCUGAUCCUACUAUCAGCAUGUUGCAUGUAAAACCCUGAUUGAUUCCUGUACAUUUGCCAUGCAAUGAAUGACUUUUGGGUCAUCAGCUUUUUUCAAGAUAUUAAUUAAUAUAUACUCUUUAGAUACAAUAUCAUAUCUUUAUACCAGUUCUCUAGUUCUAAUUUAUCCUAUGUAGGGUUGGAUAUUUGACCAGUCAAGUAAAGUUCAGUCAGUUGACCUGUCAAAUAUCAGUCAAAAAUUGCCAAUGGGUCUAAAUAAUGCACAGAAAAAGCACAUAUUUUCCAUUAAGAAAUGUAUAAAAAACAAUUAAACGUCAUAUUUCUGUCAAGAAAAUUACAGAAAAAUGUAGGUUUUUUGUUAAAUAGCUAUGAUCUUUGGUCAAAAAAUAUGCAGUCAAUUGACCAGUCAGUUGACAAUAUUUGACCAGUCAAUGCACCAGCUUGCCAACCCUAAUCCUAUGUUAGUGGGAAGAGUAUCUGAACACUUCCAUUCUGCCAUUGCACCAGGCAUAACUGAGUUAAUUUAAAAUGGAAGCUAUCUAAUGCAUCUGCAAUGUACACAGUAUACAUAUUCUGAAUUCUCACAUCCAGUUGGUCACAUUAAAUUUACUUGAAGCAUGGGAAUCAAAAAGAUGGAAUUCAUAUGAGAUGUAAACCAAGCUAAAAUGUAGAUGUGAUGAAUGCAAGGAUUUUACCAAUAUUUUCUUCCAAAAUAAAUCAAAGAUGGCUCUCAUUAGUUUCAGAAGGGUUCAUGGAGCUAUGGCCAAAAAAAAAGAAAGUUACACAAGGUUCAGGUCCUGUUCUUAUAUUCCCCAUCAGUCAUAAAACAGAAAUUCUGUAAAAGUCCUAGCAAAAAUCUCAUAAAAUACAGAUUGGGAUUUUCAUAUGUUGCAUCAGGGUUUUACCCACCACAUAGAGUCCUGUCCAGCUCAGCAUUAAUCCUCAUUUAAAUUCCUUGUAGUACAACACAUUAUACAUUGGGAAAUAAGGAAGGAUGGUCACCAGGUUGGGACACACAUGUAUGACACACAUGUGGGUGCAGGGAGCAAUACUGCCUGUAGCCAGGCUGGGGCAUAACAGUUGUACUCCCCUCCCAACUAGGAGCCUGACUUAUCCUGAUGCUAGCAGUCAACACCUCCAUACCCAGUUAUGUUUGCUUUUGCCUGGAUCUUGAAUAAUAUAGUCUUAGACCCCAAGCAUAUUCAUAAAGUUUCUUGUUUCUUUUUAAAUGGAGAAAAUAUGCAUUUUAUUAUGUAACAAUGCACCAUGCUACCUGCACCCCCUUUCCAAAAUCCUAUAUCCAUCUAUGUCAGUAUCCUUGUCUUCUGCUAUCCCUCCUGACCUCCAAAGGGGAGGGAUAGAGAGCAACUGGCUCCCUGGCAGCUUCUGAGCUUCAGCAAGAUGCCAUGGAGCCUUGCUGGGACCCUGCUGCUACAACCGCUGCAGGAACACCAACCAUCGCUGCAGUGUUGGCUGCAGUGGGAAGAGCUGCCACCUCCAGCACUAUAGGAGAACUGCCAACAGCUGGUGCACCCACAGUGGCAGCUGAGAGGCAGCCUCAGCUGUUGUUUCUACCAGCAUCAGCUGGAGGCAACUUCUCUGCAGUGGUCGUUUUGCUGACAGACUCACAUAACACAGGAGGAGAAAAGAAACAGCCUCCUAGCUGGAGAGCAUAUCUUUGAGGCAACUCUGUAGUGUUCCAGCCAGGAGGCUGUGAAUUAUACGCUCAUAGCUAACAUUGGAUCUAGGAUUUUCAAAAAGGGGGUGCAGAUCUGUGUACUGUGUGAGUGGCUAAUUGGCAAACUGGAUUGGUCAGCUUAUCUGCAGUCAGGGUGUUUUUGCUGAGGGCUGGGGAGGAGAACAGCAUACAGAGGCAGGACAACUUUCAUCACAGGACUGAAGAGGCUGUGCAGGACAGGAUGGGAAAGAUGGGGCUUCACUGACAAAGUGAGCAUAGGAAGAACCAAAGUGGGGUACAAUUGCAUCAUCACACACCCUAGAUCAGCCCCUGCCCAUAGCAUUUUAUUUCUGUAGCACUGCAAAGUGCAGAGUCCAUUGCCUUACUCUGGCAAAGAGGAGAUAUAGAAAUAAGGAAUCCAGGUAAGACACUGAUGAGUUCAUUAGGAAAGCUGAUAAGUGGAAAAAAUGGCACAAUGCUCAAAUGCUUCCAUAUGUUUUAGAAGAACUUUUGGCUUAGGUUAGUGCUUAUGUAAUAACAAUAAUCUUUUAAAAGCUAAGUAAUUCUAUUUAUCUAUCAAUAGUCCUUCUAUAGGAAAUUCCCAGACUGUAGCAUCACUGCAGGUAGACCAGUGUACAAUCUAUUUAUACGCACGUAGUAGAAUAAUUUAAUAGAUCAAGUCAAAUAGAAAAUCCACAGAAGACCAAAAGAUACACCUAUGUAUAUACAUAUGUACACAAUACUUAACACCCAAUAAAGCCUUCAGCAAGUAUUCACAACCCCUUUUCCUCCUUAAACUCAGUAUGGUAUCCUGUAUCACCCACACAAUUAAUCUCUGUAUUAUAAUUACACUUAAGAAUAAAGCUUCUUUUUUCCUCCAAAAGCAUAUAAAUGCAUUCUUAAUGCAAGCUUAUAUUUUAUUUUAUUUCCUAUUGAAAUUUAAAAAUGUCUUUCCUUAAUCUGAAAUUAUGAAUGUUAAUUCUCUGGAAAUACAUGAAUGAUAUACAGAAAGUGUGGUAAUUCCUUUUGCACUUUCCAGAGGAAAAUGGAAGGACAAAUACUUAAUGUAGCUACUGAGCUUGAUCAAAUUACACUUAAUGUAAAUGGAAGGCAUGGAAGGUUUGAAUACAGAAAAAAACCUGCUCCUAAAUUUGUACUGAUUGUACUGAUAAAACCUUCAAUGAUUUAUUGAGUUUACCGUAAAAUGUCUACAGCCUUUUAACUUACAGCUAUGUUAACAAUCCUUGUCAGCUGAACUAGAAUUGUUAAGGUUGCUAACAUUUCAAUAUUAAUGUUCAAUAAUGUAACAGAGAGUAAAAGUUAUUUCCCUUUUCCUUGUUGGAAAUAGUAUAAGAAAAUGUAUUGUAGGCUUAUGUGCAACAUGGUUGCACAAAACAUUUUUUUUCUGUACAUUUUAUUUUUACUAUUAUUAACCUGUUUCUUCCCUCCCUUUUUUAUGGUCUGUCUUAAAAGUGUAAUAACUUCCACCUGCAUUAAAAUGGACCUGCAAAUUGUUUUAAUUCAAACUCAAUAA